GUCAGUACCGAAAGCUCGAAAUCGACAAAUAAAAUUAUUGAAUUUAGUUAAAAUUCUUAAUAUGUAUUUUGUUGCGGUCUUAUACAAAUUAUUUUACUUUAUUAUUCCUACCGCUAUACCUUCUAAAAAUGGAAUCAGUCUAAACUUAUUAUUAGCGGAACCAACAAAUUUAGUCGAUAAAUUCAAACAAGAAAUUGAACAGUAUCUAGUUGAUGAUAUCGAUUUAUCAAUAGAUCAACCAAUAAAAAUAUUUAAUGAUAAUGAUUUGAAACUUGUCACAAAUAGUAAUGAAUAUUUAGCACAAUUUAAUCAUGAACAACAUUUUCAAUCAAUUAAAGAAAAUAUUGUCAAUAGUACACAAUGUAAUGAUUUUAAAUAUUUAGGACAAUUAAUAAAUAUUGCAUAA
Molecule: messenger RNA, 406 nt
Organism: Didymodactylos carnosus
Lineage: Eukaryota; Metazoa; Rotifera; Eurotatoria; Philodinida; Philodinidae
Source: the annotation of a GenBank genome assembly